AUGACAGGGCAAAGGAAGGUACAGGAUACUGACGAAGGGGCGCUUGUGCUCGGUGUUGACCUCCAAUCGCUCGAUGUCGACUCUCUUUUGGGGCCUUUGGCCGGAAGGGGGUCGCGAAGUUUGGGCUUCCGGCAAAGGCCGCCGCGUGUUGGCGUAGAAGGCUUAAGGGCUGAUGAAGUCAUCUCCGCACAGAAGAAAGCAUUGGACCAGCCCGCGCCGGCGCAGACGUUGAAGGCCAAGGCUGCAAACUGCUUGGCACACGGACCGGCUCUGGUGGGCGGCAAAUGUGGAGAGCGCAUGUACUUCAUUGUGACGACGGUGACUUCAGACGGCCAGGUCAUGAAAGAAGGAGGAGCGUCCGUCACUUGCACAGUGACCGGCCGAAGCCUGAUGUCCAAAACUCAACCCGAGCCACGACCUUUUGUGGAAGACCGUCAGGAUGGCACUUACCACAUCCAAUUCGUUUGCGCCACGCCUGGGGUCUAUGAGAUCACAGCCUGCGUAGAUGGCGUCGCUUUGCCCAUGUGUCCCGUUGCGGUGACCGUCGCGCCUGGCCCACCCAGCGCGACCACGACACAGGUUCGUGGCGAUGGGUCGCAGCGCUGCACGCUUGGUGGUUCCGCAGAGUUCACGAUACAGGCGAUGGACGAGUUCGGGAACCUGUGCGGAGAGGGUGGAGCCCGCUUCGGCGUCCGUGCAAGCGCACAUGUGCGUCUGCAUGAAGUCUCCGACAAUGAGGAUGGCACGUACACUGUGAGCUACUCCAUUCCCGACUGGGCCCAAGGGCCCGUGAAGCUGGAGGUGCUGCUGGAUGGUCAUCCUAUAAGAGGUUCUCCACUGGUGCCACGACUCAUAGGCCGGAGCAGUAGAAUCCGACAAGAGAUGCAAGACGGUCUUGCUGCAGGCUUCGUGCCAGAGAAGGCAGAUCCGAAAGCCAAGAGCAAGGCAUUGCAAGGCCGAGUCCAGAAGGGAGCUGGGGGCACUUUCACCGAUCAACUUCCGCCAGUAGCUCGGCAAUUGGACCGAGAGACAUCGGAACUUUCCGUUGUACUGCCACAUGUGUUCGCAGCCGUUUGUCAGACAGGCUGUUCUUCUUGUUGGUACGCAGUGCCCUGUGCAGAUAGGAUUGCUUUGAUGUUCUGCCUCGGUAGACGCCAUGGUGGUGUCAGAGAGCCGCGUGCCCUGCCUCGUUGCUUGCCAUAUCUGCUCUCGGGAGUUCGGAGCCGCCAGGGCCCUACUAGUUGGCAAUUGCCUACAAAGAGCCACUAG
Symbiodinium sp. CCMP2592 is the source of this 1269-nucleotide messenger RNA. NCBI's taxonomy places the organism in Eukaryota, Dinophyceae, Suessiales, Symbiodiniaceae. The record is from the annotation of a GenBank genome assembly.